This is a messenger RNA of Guillardia theta CCMP2712, 249 nucleotides long. RefSeq lists its product as hypothetical. The transcript is spliced from 4 exons. Lineage: Eukaryota; Cryptophyceae; Pyrenomonadales; Geminigeraceae. Bases 1 to 249 code for a protein of 82 amino acids. The record is from RefSeq and is a predicted model, not a curated record.
AUGGGAGCGAGUGUGGAGCUGUGGAGGCAAGACUCGAGCAUGGUGAUUGAUGCUCUUGACGCAGGUGAAGCUCGUGGGAUGUUGACAUCCAACCUUAUGUCCAUGCGCGAGCCGCGGAUUGCGAUCAACGGGGAGAAUGCUGUGCUGCAGUACGUCAGGAGCCACCAGGGCAAGGAGCCAUCCAAGACGAGGAACCAAGUGUUUGUGAUCCGAUGUCACGAGUACGGAUGUUUCGACAACGCUGGUUAA